Molecule: messenger RNA, 279 nt
Organism: Racocetra persica
Lineage: Eukaryota; Fungi; Glomeromycota; Glomeromycetes; Diversisporales; Gigasporaceae
Source: the annotation of a GenBank genome assembly
UUAUCAAUCAAGAGAUACUUACUAAGAAGAACAAAUAUACAAGAAAAGAAGAAACAGCAAAGAUUUGUGAUAAUAGAUGACUUUAACACAAACUUAAGUAGUCCUGCUAAACAAGAUAUGAAAGAAAAAUCUAAUGAAAAAAAAAAAAUAAUAGAGGAAUUAGAGACAAAAGGCUUUAUAGAUGGGUUCAAGAAAUCAAACCCAGAGAAGGAAUUAGCAACAUGGAGCAGCAAAAAUAUACAAUCAAGAAUUGAUACCAUAUGGGUGGAUAAACAUUAG